UAGAGAAACGGUGAGUUCUUGGAUUCAUGGAUUCGCGCGGAUUCAUGCGUGCGAACGCUGCACCGCAAACAAUUUUGCUCAGUCCACGUGAAGGCAGUAGCAGUUAGUAGUCUCUCCAUAAAAGCAAACACAAUGCCGCGCCUCUUUGUUGGAGGCCUGAGUGGCCAGGUGGACAAAAAGGCCCUUGAGUUAGCAUUUUCAAAAUUUGGCCAUGUCUCCAAUGUAGACUUCAAGGAAAAAACAGAUCCAGAGGGCAAUGUUAUGAUGAAAUUUGCCUUUGUUAGUCUGGAAGAACAAAUGUACCAGGUCCAAGAGUGUGUGAGACAGAUGAAUGGCUCUUCAUGGCUUGGGUCACAGCUGAGAGUGGAGGUUGCCAAGGAGAGUUUCUUGGAUCGCCUAAAGAGGGAACGUAUGGAAGCGCAACAAGAGGAGGGAAAUGAUCUUUUAUCAUUUUCCAUGGCUAAUAGAUAUAACAGAGAGGAAAGCAGAUGGAAAUAUGACUAUAACCAAGGGAUGAAUGAAAAGAGUUUGAAUCAAAACAACUGUCAAGAAAAUUUCAAUUGGGGCAAGAAAAGAGAAAAACCCACAGAAAAAACAUAUCAGAAGCAGGGUGACUCUCUUAGCACCAGAUCACAGCCAAAGAAGAGGAAUGCAAUAGAGGAAACUAUGAUGACUAGCUUCAAGAAUUACUCCUCAGUGUGGAAUGACAGUGAGGAAGAUUCUGGUUAUGGGAAAGACAAUAGGCCCAGAAAUAAGGCUGAAUCCAAAGAAUUAACUGAUUCAGAUGGAGGAACAACCGCAGAUGAAGAAGAGGGAGAGGGCCAUGAUAUGGGAGAUGUCAGGAAGGAGCAGCAGGCUCAGCUGAGACUACUGGAAACCAUGCAAGGCUCAAAAAAGGGUUCGGCAAAUUUAAGGUCAUUGGCAAGUUCUGGCCAUAACAGUGAUCUUCGGCCAAUCAUCAGGUUUGACCCAACCAGAAUGAAGCCUCAGCCAAAAGCGCAAUCAAAACAAUCCUUUGUACCAGAGGACAGACCCAUUUUGACAGAUGAUUCAAAGUAUGUGAAGGUUUCAAAGGACCUGGAUUUCACACAAAAAUCAUCUGGAUUUAGUCUCCUAGCACAAUUUGGUAAACUUGAGGAUGAAGAAGAAAUCGUUGACAUUCAAGAGCAUGCGCCAGCUGUUACACCUCAACGUGUAGAAAUUAAGCCACAGGUUGAACACCCAAAAGGAGUCAAACAAUACAAUUUCUUCAUUACAUCCAGUGAUAGACAUAUAAAAGAUGCCUUCAAAUGGAUGAUUCAGGCAGAUAGAAGAGAUGUGAGUGAAGAGUUCUACAAAGUACAACCUGAGUUACGUUCCUUGUAUAAAAGAAGAGCUUCCCAUGCUGUGGAGAGACGCAAGGAAACCAGGGGAAGAAAUAAUUACAAUUACCAUGGAAAUGGAGCACAAGUUUCUCUUGGCUCAGAUCAUAGGUGGAGGGAUAGAGAUGGCCACUCCAGAUAACAUAUAUGUAUUUGUUUUGUUAAUAAACCUCGCUAAUUCA
Messenger RNA from Penaeus chinensis, 1543 nucleotides. RefSeq lists its product as uncharacterized. Gene Ontology annotation, molecular function: RNA binding. Bases 133 to 1503 code for a protein of 456 amino acids. Lineage: Eukaryota; Metazoa; Arthropoda; Malacostraca; Decapoda; Penaeidae. The record is from RefSeq and is a predicted model, not a curated record. The transcript is spliced from 8 exons.